AUGCAGGGUUUAUUAGAAAGAGAUGAUAGUGUAGAAGAAUGUUUACAGGAAGCAUCUCUAUAUCAAAUGCCUUGUAAUUUACGCCAGUUAUUUGCAACCAUUUUGGUCUAUUGUAAUCCAGCAAAUCCAAGAUAUCUUUGGGAACAUUUUGAACAAGACAUGUCACCUGAUUUUCAAUUAAUUGAACAUUCUCAAUCAAAUGUGAGAAUGCAAGUUUUACGCUCCAUCUCCAUGACACUUGAAUCAAUGGGUAGAUACAUUAAUUCAUUCCAACUUCUUGAUCGAAACAUUCAUUUUGAUGAAGAUGAAUUUUUGUCCAAAGAGAUUGAUGAUGAAUUAGCUGUUUUAAUUCCAGAAGAGGAUAUUCUUGCAUCAACACUACUCAAUAGAGAGCAACAAAUUGUUUACAAUUUGGUUUCAGAAAAUGUUUUCUCAAAUCAAAAUGCUGCAUUUUUUAUAGAUGGGCCUGACGGAACUGGAAAGACAUUUUUAUAUAAGGCACUUCUUGCAACAAUAAGGUCAAGACAUUUAAUUGCUCUUGCAACUGCUUCAUUUGGUGUGGUUGCAUUAAUUCUACCUGGAGGUCGAACAACACAUUCACGAUUUAAAAUAAAUCUAGACAAUAAUAAAAAUUUCAUAUGCAGUGUUAGCAAACAAAGUGGACUCGCAAAACUAUUACAAGUAACAAAGUUGAUUAUAUGGGAUGAAACUUCUAUGUCAAGAAAAGAAGCCAUUGAAGCAUUAGACAGAAUGUUGAAAGAUGUCAAUGAUUCAGAACUAUCUUUCGGUGGAAAAGUUAUUAUAUUUGGAGGAGAUUUUCACCAAAUUUUACCUGUUGUUCUAAAAGGCACAAGACAACAACAAAUUGAUGUUAGCUUGGUUUCCUCUUAUCUGUGGCCCACAUUAACAAAGAUUCGUCUGACUGAAAAUAUGCGCGCAAGAUUGGAUCCAGAUUUUUCAAACUAUAUAUUAGAAUUAGGCAAUGAAAUGCCACCGAUUACAAUCGAUGAAUAUGCCAAGAUUCCUACAACCAUGUUAAUCCCAUAUCAAAAUGAUACUGCUUUUUUGGAUCACUUCUUAGAUGCUGUUUUUAAUGAUAUUUCAGAAUAUUCAGUAAAUAUUUCUAACAUGAUGAACCGUGCCAUAUUGACACCAAAGAACAGUUAUGUAGACGAGAUAAACAUUUUGUUGAUACAGAGAUUUUCAGGAGAGAUUAAACAGUAUUACAGCUUUGAUGAAACAAUUGAUGCAUCCGAACAAGCAAUUAUGGAGGAUUUCUUAAAUACAUUAACUCCAAAUGGAUUCCCUCCACAUCAAUUAUUGCUCAAACAGAAUUGUCCUAUCAUAUUGCUUAGAAAUAUUAAUCCUUCUGAAGGAUUAUGCAAUGGAACACGACUGAUUUGUUGUAAUUUUGAUCAUAAUGUCAUUCAUGCAGAAAUUGAGCAUCUGCCGUUUAUUGAGAAUGUUGCAGUACAAGUUUCAGAAAAACAGUGGAUGCUCCAACUUACUGCAGAUCUAGAAAUAUUCAAUUAG
Molecule: messenger RNA, 1533 nt
Organism: Carya illinoinensis
Lineage: Eukaryota; Viridiplantae; Streptophyta; Magnoliopsida; Fagales; Juglandaceae
Exons: 2
Coding region: 1-1533 (510 amino acids)
Biological process (GO): telomere maintenance; DNA repair
Molecular function (GO): DNA helicase activity
Source: RefSeq, a predicted model, not a curated record